This is a messenger RNA of Mesorhabditis spiculigera, 771 nucleotides long. The record is from the annotation of a GenBank genome assembly. NCBI's taxonomy places the organism in Eukaryota, Metazoa, Nematoda, Chromadorea, Rhabditida, Rhabditidae.
AUGCGCAUGCUGGUUCGCGCUAACCCAGUGAACUUGACUACUGAACGUGAGGCAGCCACCGUCACCCUUUCGCAAGCGCACCACGCCUACGAUUCGGCCCUAUGGGACUACCAAUAUGAAGAAAUGGUGACCUCGGUCAUCUUGAAGCGGCUCCCCGGGCUGCGUUUGAUCGAGGAGCGAGCCGUGCUCGCGUUGUGGACGGACAAGGACGCCAUUCGGCACGCCAACGAGAAGCCGAUGACCGCUCCGCCGUCGAAAGUGCCAAGGAUGGCUAUUGCAAGCCGGUCGUUGGAGCGCUACGAUGGGAGGAUUGUUCGUCGGCUGGCCCACCUGGCGAAGGAAGAGGUCGACGACAUCUACAAGGACUACACCUCCGACCAGCUGCAGAAGGUGGUUGACGAGUACUUCGAAAACACCGAGAAGGAGCUGAUGAAGAAGCUCGACGACGCCGCUGCCACCAUGAAAGCGGCGCAGGAGGCCCAUUCCAAGGAGCUCGGCCGCUGCUAUGCCUUGGCCCAGUAUCUGAAGAAGGAAGCCCGAGCCCUGCGCCGCCGCCCCCCACUACUGUUUCCGGCCGCGCUUCACUUGCUGAUGCUCAUCCUGUCAACACCGCUGCUCCUGCUCCAAUGCCAGUCGUCGUCACUCCUUCUCCUGAUGCUACGCUCCCUCCCAAAGUCGGUCCCGUGUUCAAGAUGCUCGCCGCGAUCGGAACCUAUCUGCCUGAAAACCCGAUCGAGAACUAAUUACUUGCGCUAUUUGUUUGUCACUGAA